AUGCGACCACUUACGCCCCAUGUCACAACCCGCAGUCUAUCGACACACUCCCCCUCGAGACCUCGUAAUCUCCUACUCACCUUUGACGCCUUCGACACCCUUUUCUACCCACACCCUCCAGUACCAGAGCAAUACGCCGCCGUCGCGCAUGAAUUCGGUCUAUCGCGCACAGCAGUCACACCAGCCAGCGUUCUGGCCAGCUUCAAAGAUGCUUUCCGUGCACAAUGCAAGCAAUAUCCGAACUACGGCCGCGCCGAUGUUCUGCGCGGCGCGUACAAUGGUCCACAGCAGUGGUGGGGCGAGGUGAUCCGGGGGACAUUCACACGGAUCUUGAAAGAGCAGAACGCGGAUACCAGCAACCGCAACCCCGACGAGUCACUUCCAGCUGGACUGGAAGAUGCUCUUCUGAAACGAUUUGAGGGCGCACAGGGGUACGCGCUGUACGAUGACGUGGCGCCGUUCUUGGCGCGGAUGCGCACAAUCAGACACGCAGCCUCGCGGCCAUUUAACCGGGUAGUCCUUGGCGUUAUCUCCAACUCGGAUGAUCGCGUCCCUGCUGUGCUGAAGGCGCUGGGUGUACGGGUGGGUACGAUGCGCGCGGAUCAAGAUCGCGAGAGCCUUGCGUUGCCUGGGUUUGAGUACAGGGGCGGUGGUUCGCGUCCAGAAGAUGAGAGGAAAUUCUCCGAUCCGGACCCUGAUAUUGAUAUUGUUAUCACUAGCUACGAGGCUGGCGAGGAAAAGCCAUCGAGGGUUAUCUUUGAUGUCGCUAGGCGGCAGGCGGGCUUGUUGGGAAGUGCCUGUUCAAAGGACUCUGUGUCUACAGCUGCGGGAGCACAGGAUAAUUGGGUGUGUGUACAUGUCGGAGACGACUACCAGAAGGACUACUGUGGUGCGAGGGAUGCGGGCUGGGACUCUUACUUUCUCCCUCGCAGAGAAGGGCUAGGCCAUCCUGAUGCGAAGGCGAUACGCUCGCUGGUGGACUUAAUUGGGGUAUUGAAGAUGGAAGCCUAG
Molecule: messenger RNA, 1011 nt
Organism: Penicillium lagena
Lineage: Eukaryota; Fungi; Ascomycota; Eurotiomycetes; Eurotiales; Aspergillaceae
Exons: 1
Coding region: 1-1011 (336 amino acids)
Source: RefSeq, a predicted model, not a curated record